Messenger RNA from Coffea eugenioides, 1335 nucleotides. RefSeq names its product zinc finger BED domain-containing protein RICESLEEPER 2-like. The transcript has a single exon. Lineage: Eukaryota; Viridiplantae; Streptophyta; Magnoliopsida; Gentianales; Rubiaceae. Gene Ontology annotation, molecular function: DNA binding. The record is from RefSeq and is a predicted model, not a curated record. The coding region runs from base 1 to 1335 and encodes 444 amino acids.
AUGGAUAAGUUUGCCGAAGAUGUGUCUUCACAGCUAGGUAGGACUGGUGCAAAUUCCACUAGUCCUAUGAAUAUCAUUGAUACAGAGGGUGGAAAUGACAACGAGAAAGAGUUGGAAUACUCUCUUGGCGAUGAAGAAUUAGGAAGCGAAGAGGAGCAAUUAGAAGGUGAUACACAAGCACCUGUUCAAAGAUCAAACCAAGAUGCUAUUGAAGGUGAUACUUUAGACGCUUUUAAUAAGAAAAAGAGAGCCAGAAAAUCUGAAGCAUGGGAUGAUUUCGAAGAUGUGGAAGUUGGGCCUCAGAAGAAAAUUUACUCAGAGUGUAAGCAUUGCCAGUCUAGAUUCAAAAAGACGAAGAUCGGUACAACUUCAAGUUUAUUAAGGCAUCGGAAAAAUUGUCCAAAACGAUUGGAGAAGCUCAAAAUAAUAGAGGCACACCAACAAAAACUCAAUUUUCCAGCCACUGAUUCUAGCUCAAAUGCUCAUUCCCUCCUUCAUACUGGCAAGUUUGACAUGGCUGCCAUGAGACAAAGCGCAGCUGAGUGGGUGCUUAUGCAUGAGCAUCCCUUUUCAAUUGUGAAGGAAGAUGGCUUCAACUUAAUGAUGAAAAAGGGGAUGCCUGAAUGGCAAAAAAUCAGUCGGACUACCAACAAGAAAGAUUGUCUUUCUGUGUAUGAGAGAGAAAAGCAGAAAUUGAAGCAUUUGUUAAGUAAAGUCAAGAAAAUCAGCUUGACCACAGACCUUUGGAAGUCCAAGAACCAAAAAAUUGAAUACAUGGUUAUAACUGGACAUUGGAUUGACAGCCAGUGGAGAUUACAAAAACGGGUUCUCAACUUUGUGCAUGUUCCCCCUCCACGUCCGGGCAUUGGCAUUGCAGAUGCUAUUUACAAAUGCAUGUUGGAUUGGGGCAUUGAAAGCAAAAUUUAUACAGUGUCAGUUGAUAACGUGUCAAAUAAUGACACCGCACUACGAUGUUUGAAGGACACCUUCUCGACAAACAAGUGCUUGUUGGCCAAAGGAAAGUUAUUCCAUGUGAGAUGUUGUGCUCACAUACUUAACCUGAUGGUUCAAGAUGGCCUUAGUGAAAUUGAAGAAAUAAGUCAUGACAUAAGGGCAAGUGUAGAGUUUGUAAACAAAACUGAAGGGAGACGAUUGAUCUUUGGUGAAAUUGUACACCAGCUACGAUUGCCUGAAAGAGUGCUGAUUUAUGACUGCAAAACAAGGUGGAAUUCGACCUAUGAGAUGCUAGCUUGUGCUCUCAUGUUCAAUGAGGUGUUUUCGAGAUUCAAAGACAGAGAGCCAAGCUAUACUUUCUGUCCUUCCACAGAAGAUUAG